GUGCUUGAUGGGCUCGUCGCCGGUGCCGCGUGGCAGCGGCGCGUCCCAUUCGCAGCGUGUCGUUUCCUUUGCCCUCAGUUUUCCCUUCUAAUACAGACGUCUGGGGAGCGUCCAGGCUGGGGCCACUGCGGACAGGCGCUGCCGCCCACGCUCCUGCGCGUCCGGGUCCAGUGGACGCUGCCGGCGGCCUCUCCCUCCCGCACUGAGGCGCUGUAGUCCCAACAGUGCUUAGUGUCAUCUGUCCUUGUCGCACGCUAGCCGUUCUGGUCUGAGUACUGUCAUCCCCGACUUUUAAUUUCCGGUUUGUGCUAAUAAGGUUUUUAUGCCCAUUAGCCAUUUCUUUGUGUGAAGCUCUUGUUUAAAUGUCCACCCAUUUUUUUUACUGGGUGGAAUUUUUUUUCAAAUAUUUACUUUUAUCACCCAUACUUUUUUGUUUCUAAAGAAAAACUUUAAACUCGGGUACUUGUAUAUUCAGACACUACACACACACUCAAAUUUAACAGAACUACAGUAUGUUAAAAUUAUGGCAGAAUACAACCUUACGUAUCUAGAGCCUCGCCUUCCAGCCGAAACAGAGUCCUAGGCUCAAGGCUGGAAGUUACAGGCCUCAUGGGUGUUGCGAGCACACGCUUCCUUUGACAAAGCAAAAAACCGAUCUUCUCUACAUAGAGGAGAAUAAUUUUUUGUCGAUCCCUUCUCCGUAUGUCCCGUAUCGGUAUAGAGUUUACCUAAACAUCAGUGCUGUAACGUACAACUUUCAGUCGUGUUCCUGUCUUGUCUUCUAGGCUGAGGUCGGUCCCCUGCGGCCUAGCCUUUCUGGCAGACAGCGUCACCGGAACACAGCCGUUUGCCUGUUGCCUGUGGCAGCUGUCGGGCUACAGCAGCAGAUUCGAGUCGAGUCGCUAGGACAGAGACCUCCCGACCCACAAAGUCUAAACAUUUACCGCCUGGCCAUUCACGGAAGCCGUUUGCCAAGUCCCGCCCUCGCAGUAAACUGUGACUCCGUGCCAGGCGCCACCACGCUGCCAUCUUGGAGCUCCUGUUACCUCCCGUGCCUCAGGCCCCCCAGGGCAGGCCCCCGGGCGACGCGGGCAUGCAGGGCGUAUCUGCUGCACACGCCGUGUUCUGCAAUGGAGUUUUAACAUUGAAUGCGGAGAGCACUAAUUAUGCCUGUCAAGUCCCAAACUUCCAUAAAUGUGAAAUCUGUCUGCUAUCUUUUCCAAAAGAGUCCCAGUUUCAACGCCACAUGAGGGAUCACGAGCGAAACGACAAGCCACACCGAUGUGACCAGUGCCCCCAAACGUUUAAUGUUGAAUUCAACCUGACACUUCAUAAGUGUACCCACAAUGGGGAGGACCCCACCUGUCCUGUGUGUAACAAGAAAUUCUCCAGAGUGGCUAGUCUCAAAGCGCAUAUCAUGCUGCAUGAAAAGGAAGAGAACCUCAUCUGCUCCGAGUGCGGGGAUGAGUUCACUCUGCAGAGCCAGCUGGCCGUCCACAUGGAGGAGCACCGCCAGGAGCUGGCCGCCAACCGGGUCCAUACCUGCAAGGCCUGCGGGAAAGAGCUGGAGACGUCGUCCCAGCUGAAGGAGCACAUGAAGACUCAUUACAAAAUCAGGGUGUCCGGCACGAGGCCCUACAACCGCAACGUGGACCGGAGUGGGUUCUCGUAUUCCUGCCCGCACUGUGGGAAGACCUUCCAGAAGCCAAGCCAGCUGACACGGCACGUCCGGAUACACACAGGUGAGAGGCCCUUCAAGUGCAGUGAGUGCGGCAAGGCCUUCAACCAGAAGGGGGCGCUGCAGACGCACAUGGUCAAGCACACGGGCGAGAAGCCCCACGCCUGCGCCUUCUGCCCCGCCGCCUUCUCGCAGAAGGGGAACCUGCAGUCCCACGUGCAGAGGGUCCACUCGGAGGUCAAGAGCGGCCCUACCUAUAAUUGUGCGGAGUGUAGCUGCAUGUUUAAGAGUCUAGGCAGCCUGAACACUCACAUCAGCAAGAUGCAUAUGGGGGGCCCGCAGAACCCCGCAGGCUCUGCAGAGACGGCUCACAUCCUGACGGCCACGCUGUUCCAGACUUUACCUCUUCAGCAGACAGACGUCCAAGUGACGUCAGCAUCGGGUCAGCAGACUUCACAGGCAGUGACCGAUGUCAUCCAGCAGCUCCUGGAGCUCUCGGACCCGGGGCCGGUGGAAGCCAACCAGGCCACUCAGCCUGGCCGGCAGCUGAGCAUCACCGUGGGGGUCAGCCAGGACAUUUUACAGGUGAGGCGCGUCCCUGCUCUUGUCUGUGUCGCGGCGCCUCCCGGCACGGAGCAGGAGCAGGAGCAGGACGGCCCGGAGAAGCUGGACAGAAAGGAGAAGAAAAUCGUAAAGAAGAAGUCGCCGUUUCUGCCAGGCUCCAUCCGCGAGGAGAACGGCGUCCGGUGGCACGUGUGUCCCUACUGCACCAAGGAGUUCCGGAAGCCCAGCGACCUGGUGCGCCACAUCCGCAUCCACACGCACGAGAAGCCCUUCAAGUGCCCGCAGUGCUUCCGCGCCUUCGCGGUCAAGAGCACGCUGACCGCGCACAUCAAGACGCACACGGGCAUCAAGGCCUUCAAGUGCCCGCACUGCAUGAAGGGCUUCUCCACGUCCGGGAGCCUCAAAGUGCACGUGCGGCUGCACACAGGAGUCAGACCUUUCGCUUGUCCUCACUGUGACAAAAAAUUCCGAACCUCAGGCCACAGGAAGACGCACAUCGCUUCCCACUUCAAACACACGGAGCUGAGAAAGAUGAGGCACCAGCGCAAACCUGCCAAGGUGCGCGUCGGCAAGGCCAGCACCCCAGUUCCUGACAUCCCGCUGCAAGAGCCCAUCCUCAUCACGGACGUAGGCCUCAUCCAGCCCAUUCCAAGGAACCAGUUUCUUCAGAGCUACUUUAAUAGCAAUCUUGUGAACGAAGCAGACAGACCCUACAAGUGCUUUUACUGUCACCGCGCGUACAAAAAGUCUUGCCACCUGAAACAGCACAUCAGGUCGCACACAGGCGAGAAGCCUUUCAAAUGUUCUCAGUGUGGACGAGGCUUCGUAUCCGCAGGAGUGCUCAAGGCACACGUCCGAACGCACACCGGCCUCAAGUCGUUCAAGUGUCUGGUCUGUAACGGGGCUUUCACCACUGGCGGGAGCCUGCGGCGGCACAUGGGCACCCACAAUGACCUCCGUCCCUACAUGUGUCCCUACUGCCAGAAGACAUUUAAGACCUCGCUGAGCUGCAGAAAGCACAUGAAAACCCACAGAUACGAGCUUGCUCAGCAGCUCCAGCAGCACCGGCCGGCGGCCCCCAUAGAUGACGGCGCCGUGGACCAGCAGAGCGUGCAGGUGUCGGCCCAGGUGCAGGUGGACAUCGAGGGCCACGGGCUGCCGCAGACCGCGGAGGCCGUCGCCGCAAACCCCGAAGCUAUGCUGGAGCUGGAGCCGCAGCACGUCGUGGGCCCCGAGGACACGGGGCUUGGUCAGCAGCUGGCAGACCCGCCUCUGGAAGCAGACGAAGACAGGUUCGGGGCCCCAAGGCACGCGCUGCAGGAGCACAUGGGCCAGUUUGACGAGCAGGCGCCCGCGCAGCAGCCCUUCGGCCCGGCCGGCUUGUCACAGGGUUUUUCGGUGACAGAUACUUAUAACCAGCAGACUCAGUUUCCACCUGUCCAGCAGCUACAAGAUUCUAGCAGCCUGGAGUCGCAAGCCCUGUCCACCAGCUUCCACCAGCAGAGCCUGCUGCCGGUUGCCAGCUCCGAGCCGGUGGACGUGACAGCUCCUCUGAUUCAGGAGUCAUCCCAAGAGGAACUGGACCUGCAGACACAACGUCCCCAGUUCCUGGAGGACAGCCAAGACCAGAGCAGGCGCUCUUACAGGUGUGACUAUUGCAAUAAGGGCUUUAAGAAGUCCAGCCACCUGAAGCAGCACGUGCGGUCGCACACCGGGGAGAAGCCCUACAAGUGCAGGCUCUGCGGGCGCGGCUUCGUCUCCUCCGGCGUCCUCAAGUCCCACGAGAAGACACACACAGGAGUGAAGGCGUUCAGCUGCAGUGUUUGCAACGCUUCGUUCACGACCAACGGCAGCCUCACCAGGCACAUGGCGACGCACACGAGCAUGAAGCCCUACAAGUGCCCGUUCUGUGAGCAGGGCUUCCGGACGACGGUGCACUGCAAGAAGCACAUGAAGCGGCACCAGGCGGUCCCCUCGGUCGCACCAUCGCCGGGAGAGGCAGAGGGAGGAGGAGACGUGUGUCUGGAGGGGGAGGAGGAGAACCCCGAGCGAGACGCCUCUCGACGGGCCCGCACCGAGGUCAUCACGUUUAGCGAGGAGGAGACGGCGCGGCUGGCGCGGACGCAGCCGCGGGACAGCGCCACCGUGUCCGAGCAGGUGCUGGUGCAGUCGGCCGCCGAGAAGGACCGCGUCAGCGAGCUGAAGGACCGGCAGGCGGAGCUGGAGGCCGAGCCCAAGUAUGCCAACUGCUGCUCCUACUGCCCCAAGAGCUUCAAGAAGCCCAGCGACCUGGUCAGGCACGUUCGGAUCCACACCGGAGAGAAGCCGUAUAAGUGUGACGAGUGUGGGAAGAGCUUCACGGUCAAGUCCACCCUCGACUGCCACGUGAAGACGCACACAGGUCAGAAGCUCUUCAGCUGCCACGUCUGCAGCAACGCCUUCUCCACGAAGGGCAGCCUGAAGGUCCACAUGCGCCUGCACACGGGGGCCAAGCCGUUCAAGUGUCCCCACUGUGAGUUGCGUUUCCGGACGUCGGGGCGGAGGAAGACCCACAUGCAGUUUCACUACAAACCGGACCCCAAGAAAGCCAGGAAGCCCGUGAGCCGCAGCCCGCCCGAGGCCGUGCAGCCGGCCGGCCUCCUCAGCCCGACGCCCAGCGACUCGAACGUGUUCAUCGUGAACAACUCGGUGCUGACCGGCCAGUUUGAUCAGGGUUUGCUCCCUCAGGGGCUGGUGAGCCAGACCGUGCUCCCCGCCUCCGUGUCAGCUGGUGGCGACUGGACAGUGUCUCUGACAGAGGGGAGCCUGGCCGCCCUGGAAGGCAUCCAGUUACAGCUGGCCGCCAACCUGGUUGGGCCUAACGUGCAGAUUUCUGGCAUCGACGCGUCCAGCAUCAACAACAUCACCCUGCAGAUCGACCCAGGCGUGCUGCAGCAGACGCUCCAGCAGACCAGCCUGGUCGCUCAGCCGCUGUCCGGGGAGCCGGGCCUGGCCCCGCAGAGCAGCCCCCUGCACACACCAGACACCGCGGUCCCGGCCAGUGUCGUCAUCCAGCCCAUCGCAGGCCUGUCCCUGCAGCCCACGGCGACGUCUGCCAACCUGACCAUCGGCCCGCUGUCUGAGCAGGACUCCGUUCUGGCCGCUGGCGGCAGCGGGACUCAAGACCUUUCUCAGGUGAUGACGUCGCAAGGCUUGGUGUCCACCUCCACUGGCCCCCACGAGAUCACUGUGACCAUCAACAAUUCAAGCCUGAGCCAGGUCUUGGCGCAAGCCGCCGGGCCCACCGCGUCACCCUCGGGGUCCCCGCAGGAGAUCACCCUGACCAUCUCCGGUCAAGACCUCAUCCAACACAGUUCUAAUGGAAGUAGCGAGCUAAACGGGAGCAUAAGGCUGUCAGCACCUGCGAUCGGCAGCCAGUCUGCAGAUGCCACCUUAGCAAUAAGCAGCGGUCAGCUUCUCUCACAGAGCGCAGCGUUGAACGCUUCAGAGCUUAACGUGGCCGCCGGGGGCCUCUCCACCACGCCGAUGUCUCCGUCUGCAGUCUCCGCUCAGAACCUGCUCAUGUCCUCGUCAGGUGUGGGGGGCGAGGCCAGCGUCACCCUGACUCUGGCGGACACCCAGGGCUUGCUCUCGGGAGCGCUGGACACGGUCACACUCAACAUCGCUUCUCAGGGUCAGCAGUUCCCAGCCUUGCUCACGGACCCCUCUCUCUCGGGCCAAGGAGGCGUGGGCUCACCGCAGGUCAUCUUGGUGAGCCACGCGUCACAGCCAUCGUCCGCAACCUGCGAGGAGAUCACCUACCAGGUGACCGACAUCUCUGCGAGCCUGGCCCAGGGCGGCCAGCCCGAGAAGGAGGGCCGGCUGCAGCAGUGCGUGGAGUGCGGCCGCACGUUCGCGUCCUCGGCCUUGCUGCUGCAGCACAGCAAGGAGGCCCACGGCCGGGAGCGCAUCCACGUCUGCCCCGUGUGCCGGAAGGCCUUCAAGCGCGCCACCCACCUCAAGGAGCACAUGCAGACGCACCAAGCAGGCCCUUCCUUGAGCUCCCAGAAGCCGAGGGUGUUUAAAUGCGACACGUGUGAGAAGGCGUUUGCCAAACCGAGCCAGCUGGAGCGACACAGCCGCAUCCACACAGGGGAGCGGCCGUUCCCCUGCACGCUGUGCGAGAAGGCCUUCAACCAGAAGAGCGCGCUGCAGGUGCACGUGAAGAAGCACACGGGCGAGCGGCCGUACCGCUGUGAGCACUGCGCCAUGGGCUUCACGCAGAAGAGCAACAUGAAGCUGCACGUGAAGCGGGCGCACAGCUACGCCGGGACGCUGCAGGAGGCCGCUGGCCAGCAGGAGCAGGUGGGGGAGGAGCUGAGCCACACGCUGCACCUGGAGGAGGUGGUACAGGACACCGCCAGCGAGUGGCAGGCGCUGGCCAACGUGUUCUGACGCGCGACCCGCGGGUGUCUCUGAAGUUGACUGUCACGCGGGACAAAGCACUGGGAACUCCUGCUUUUAAGUUUCAGGCGUUGAAAUGUUACCACAGUAGUUCUUAGCUAUAAAACCAUCUGAAGAAUCACUGUCUUUCAGAGGCUUCCAGGAGCGACCUGGGGAGUGCACCUGCCUCGGCCCGUCACCCGCGGGCAGCGCCUCCGGGUAGACAGGCCGCUGGCUCUCCCUGACCUCACAGUGAGUCCUUCGUGUUAGCGGAGGCAGAGGUGACACGCAGCGAGUCACGUCGGCUUCCUUCAGCUCUGUCAUGAGACGCGCAGCGUACGAAACGAACAUGAGACAGCACGAGGUUCAGACAAGGGUUAGAACGCGCAGGGAAGUCUUUGCCACGUUUCCCUCUGCACGUUUCAAAAUGAGUACAAAUUGACUCUUUAGUCUGCAGUAAGUUAGGAGGACAAAAACCUUGAGAGAUGGCUGGACCGAUUCUCUCCCCGUCGCAAAGACCUAAUCGUUGGAAGGCCGUGCGUCUGGGGCGCAGACACGGGGACCGAGGGGACUGACGGGGACGGGGACGGGGCGACACGCUCACGGCAGGAAGCACAAGGCACAUGCUGCAGAGGCCCCGCGGCCCGGCCGGCCGGUCAGAGCGGUGGCUGUGGCUGAGGGACAGGAGCCCCUCCGGGCCCCGGGACCCCCUCCUCGUGCAUGGGGGCGUGAGCUUUAUUUCAGGGAGUUCUCUAGUAUCAUCAAUGGUGCCACGUUCAGCGUCCCAAACCGGCCCGCCCCGAGCCGGCGGGCGCAUGUGUCCCGCAGCAUUCCAAAGAUGGAAAGUUCUCUGUCCAUGCGAAUCCCCCUCGAAGUUAUUUAUAUGUUCUAUAUAUAAGUGCGUAUGUACAUACACAGAUUUAUGGGCCUCUGUGUGGCUGAUCAGUAUAUUUUGUAAAUACAGGCGCCCGUCCGGAUCACAGAGAGAGCGGCAGGGUCCUCACCGCCCUGGCAGCGCUUCCGAUCAGUAUUGUGUUCAUUUUACUAAUAAAUGGGUAUCUCUUUCAUUGUAACAUAAAGCUGGGUUUUCGUUUCUGUUUUCGUUUCUUGAAAAAUAAUUGCCUUUAUUUUCUCUCCUCGCCUCCCUGGUUCCGUCAGGAGCGGUUUUAUUAUAAAUAUUGUAUGGACUUGUAUAUUAAGAGGGACUCACUUCGGAUUCCUGAACAAAGAGACAUUUCACUGUUAUAUUUCGCAAGGGCAUCUUUUGACUUUUCUGUUCCUGUCCCCUUUUGGAUGUGUAUAUAAGUAAUAUUGAUGGUGACAUAAAAACUUUUGUUAUGUGAAAAUAUUUAAGUCAGAAAACUGUUAAAUAAUAUUACUUUUUUUCAAACUGCUUUGUGUAUUGUAUAUUUUUUUAAGGGAAAAAAAGCCUUAUUUGACUCAUUCUUGUGAUGCUGGACUUACUAUAUCCUGAGGUUUUCCUGAAUGUCAGCAUGUAUACCUGGCUGUCGUCAGUGUACUCAGAUUAAUUGUAAUUUUGCCAGAGUUUUAAAGGUUCUGCUUUUAAUGCACUUUCUUUUAUAAUUUUGUAUUAAAAUAUUUUAGAAAUGUUGAUUAAUUUUGGUGAACAGAUAUCCCCAAAGUUGCCAUUAUUGGAAUUUUAAAAAUUUUAUUCUUGCUAGUUUAUUUAUUUUGGUGUCAGCAUUAAAUGCCAUCUCAGGACAGUCUCGAAACGGGGUUUGUUUAAUUCCUAGUUGUACAGAACGCGUAGUCACUGAGCCACGUUGGUGAGCUCCUGCUGGAGCAAGGCCAGGCCUUCGCAGGGGACCCGAAAGCCCACUUUUAUUUUGGUUAUGGAAGAAGAAAUCUUACUGAUGAUCCGCUUUGUGAGCUUUCUCAAUUUAUCAGCAGGCAAACAGGAGAUGUCACUGUAUUAUUUGGAUUUACUUCCUAGUUGUAAAAACUGCUGCUUUGCUGGUGUUUGGUGACAAGCCGUGGCCCGUGAGGACGUGGCCCCUCUUGGCCCUCAGGGGGAGGACAGGCCGCGCUCUGUAUUUCAGUGGCUGGUCAACAGUCUCGUGACGAGAGAUUUCUAGCCGCCUGCAUAACCAGGAUUUUGAGGAUAGAUAACUGUAUUUUUAGAAAUAUCUUAGCCUAUCUGUUUUGGAAUAACAAUAAAUAAAAAAUGAAGUUA
Pteropus alecto (black flying fox) is the source of this 8858-nucleotide messenger RNA. RefSeq names its product zinc finger protein 236 (gene ZNF236). Gene Ontology annotation, molecular function: RNA polymerase II cis-regulatory region sequence-specific DNA binding; zinc ion binding; DNA-binding transcription factor activity, RNA polymerase II-specific. The transcript is spliced from 32 exons. Lineage: Eukaryota; Metazoa; Chordata; Mammalia; Chiroptera; Pteropodidae. The record is from RefSeq and is a predicted model, not a curated record. Gene Ontology annotation, biological process: regulation of transcription by RNA polymerase II. Gene Ontology annotation, cellular component: nucleus. Bases 1094 to 6676 code for a protein of 1860 amino acids.